Messenger RNA from Seminavis robusta, 2259 nucleotides. The record is from the annotation of a GenBank genome assembly. NCBI's taxonomy places the organism in Eukaryota, Bacillariophyta, Bacillariophyceae, Naviculales, Naviculaceae.
AUGGAGUUGGUCAACGCUUGUGAUCUCGCCAUCACCGUGGCCUACUUUUCGAUUCCGCUACAAAUCUUGGUUUCCUUAUGGAAGUCGCCUCCCGGGCGAAAGGUCCCAUUCAAGCUGGUUGUGACACUGGUCUUGUUUGCCUUUUUCAUCUUUCUCUGUGGCGCUGGUCACUUGAUGCGAUACUCUGGAUAUGGACACACGGACGCAUUUGUUUACGUGAAUGUGGCCACAGCUUUGGUUUCCAUUGUGACCGCGUUGUACCUGGUUCCCUUGAUUCCAAGCAUGUUUUCUCUUUUGGACGAAUCUUUGAAUCGACUGACGAAUGAAAGCAGAGAAUCCAAGUCGAAGUUGUUCACAUUCAUGGCGUUUCUGUGCCAUGAGAUCAGAAACCCACUUUUCGCGAUUACCAGCAGUGCUGAGUUCCUGAAGGAUACAGAAUUGCACGCAGAACAAGCCGAGGAAGUUUCAAGCAUCUGCGACUCUAGUUUGCUCAUGCUCCGCCUUGUCAACGAUGUUUUGGAUCUGAGCAAACUUGAUAGUGGCAAGUUGGAGCUGGAAAGUCGCGAGUUUGAUUUGCACUCACUGCUGAGGCGUUUGGGAGAGAACAUGACACGCCAAGUCGACCGAAAGCACAAGGGCGGCGUGAGACUGCACUUUGCCAUGGAUGCGGAUAAGAUACCCCAAAUCAUCAUUGGCGAUUCUUGUAGGAUCCUUCAGAUCGUCUACAACCUCCUGUCCAAUUCCGCCAAAUUCACAUCGUCGGGCAAGAUCGAUAUGAUGGUACGAAUGGCCAACGAUUCAGAAGAAUUGGCGGAACAAGAAGCUGCUCGCAAGGCAGGUGCACACACGGUGACCGUGUCCAGCGACCGCCCCGUGUCAGUUCUCGCAACAACAGACGACAAAAACUAUCCACCCGAGAAGAAAGACGAGGAGGCUGGUCUUUUCUCCAUGGCCUUGUUGGAUGGAGAUGCCAAUGCUGAUCUCGAGGCCGGUGAGCGGCGACCUUCCUUGGAAGCUGCCAACCCUGACGAGGAUAUCAUGGUAUUGAGCAUUACAGUGGCAGAUACAGGAGUCGGCAUCCCCGCUGGUCGUCUCGAGACUAUCUUUGAACCAUACACCCAGGCGAAGCUCUCAGACUUCAGGCAACACGGAGGAACAGGAUUGGGACUGUCCAUCAUUUCGAGCCUUAUCAAAGCCAUGGGCGGUACGAUCUCUGUCACCAGUAAGGCAGGAGCAGGAACAAGCUUUCAGAUGAAGAUUCCAGUACGAGUUCCCCGUCGUCCUACGCUAUCAACUGAACACCCGGAAGGGAGCAACAGUACCGAGACCACAUCGUUCGACAAUCAGUCUGGUCGUUUUCUUGAGUGUCGUCGUCUUCCAAACUUUGGAGAAGACCCCACUUCGAACGACCCUAGGUCAGGGGGCACUGGCUCUGCUCUGACCAGCGGCUCGUUGCCCUACCCUCCAAGUGUCCAAACGCAUCCAACACGAUCGAGAGCUUCAUCACCGUCGGCCAAUGAAGCAAGCCUUGGUUCCUCUCCUGUUGGACCUGUUGACUUGCUUUCCGGACAAGACACCCCCACAACUGACAAGUUGUUUGAGAUGGACUUCACAAGCCGAAGCGUUCUAGACGAUCCGACUUUCGAUGAGCCUCUGGUGAAGCCAAUGACGACAAGGACAAGGACAUCUUCUCCUCUGCCUCCCUUCAACUUUAUUCCAGGGUCGAAUGUUGUCCUUGUGGUCGACGACAAUUCUGUGAAUAGAAAAAUUCUAGGCAAGAUGCUCAACACCUACAAGAUUGAACACCGAAUGGCCGGCAAUGGGCAAGAUGCUGUGGAUGCCCUGUUGGCAAGUCGCAACUACGGGCCCAAUAUACUUGACCCGUCAUUGCCGCUCUAUGGCCUGGUCUUCAUGGACGUUCAGAUGCCAGUUAUGGACGGAAACGUUGCGAUCAGGACCAUCAGAAAGGCAAAUAUUCAGGUACCCAUUGUGGCCUUGUCUGCCAACGUCUUAUCUCAGGAGCGUGAUCGCACCCUUUCCUUGGGAGCUGAUGCAUCACACACGAAACCGAUCCUCCGCAGAGACCUGCAUAUGCUCUGCACGAGAUUUCUAUAUCAGAACGCUCCAAACCAGCAAUAUCCUCCGGCCUCCCCCUCCAAUCAACAUGUUGCAGUACCGGUAGGGGAUUCCAGCACCUCGUCAGAAAGCAGCAGCGGAAGCGAAGGGUCCCCUCAGUUCAUUGAUUCAUCCAUCCUAUAA